UAUUCGCAUUGUUCUGAAUUCAAGACGGACUGAUCAAUUCGAAAAGGUGAGAAAGCUGCAAACUCAUGAAUGUAUGAUUUGUUGUUUUUUUUAUCUUCGUAAUUCAUUCAUCGUCUAUAUAAGAAACGUGACCACAAACGAUCGGCGGGGUAUAGUCGACUCGUCCUCGUCACAAGACGAUGUCUUUCGGGAGUCUUGGGACUAACUAAAAAUAACUCUCGUUCGAACCAAGGAUGAUUCUCGUAUACGUAAAUAGACGUUUGAGUCUUCGGUAACACAGACAAACUUAUUGUCGUAAAGCUACGUCGUUAAGUUCGAUUAAUUUAUCAGUCGCGGCUACCUAAAAAUUAAUGAUCGCGAAUUUUCAUCCAAAUCUGAUUGCGAGUUUUUUAAUUAAUUUUUUUUUUACUUUAACAUGAUGAAGGGUUUAACACUAAUUUUCGGAGUUUUAACGAUCAUCGGAAAAUACGAAACAGUCAGUGGUACUGUUACAGUGACCGAAGUGCCAGCCGGACACUUGGCGGAAUUGCCAUGUCUCAGCAGCGACGAUCAUCACCGUUUCAUGUUUUGGCAAUUGACCGACGAUCGGAACAUCAUAGGACCCGGAAAUCCUAUGAACGAGGAAAAGUACAACUACGAAGUUUUGACUGGAAAACUUAUGAUAAGAGGUGUUUCGACCGCCGAGGCAGGAUUCUAUAAAUGUGUUUCGAGAGGAAUAUCCGACAAUUCAGCAAUAAAUAUUCACGUGGUCGAAUUAAUCGUGAAAAAAGAUUGGGAAGAUGCCUGGGAAAAUGAUUUUGAGACUAAUUUACUGCGCGGAAUGUCUGCUGUGAUGGUAAUCGUGGUCGGGAUCGCAAUCGUUUUGCUGAUUUUGACGAUGAAGAGGCGAACCCAGAGAUUUUUUGACUUGGAGGAAUCCAGGGAAAACUCACCAGCAAGAUACAAAGAAAAUCCUCAGAAUAUUCCAUCAGCGAUCACGCCAAAUCCUAAUCCAGAGUCUGCUGCUGGAAUCGACAACAUCGGAUUGGAUGUUGACUUCCCAAAAGUAUUCCAGCAAAUGCGGAAAGAGCAGGGACUUCCUUGACGAGACGUGAAAUCGAAAAUGAUCGGUGAAAAUCCUUCCGACGUAGUUCCAAAUUGAGAGAACAAAGUCUUCGUUGUUUUUUUUUUUUAAUGCUGUGAAGACGAUGGUCGUGUCAUUGUAAAUAUUACUGUCGACGGUUUUUUUAUCACUUGUUUUAAUAAAGAGUCGUCAAUUAUAAAAAGUCUUUCGAGCAGCAUUAAAACGCCUCAGUAUGUUUCAUUUUUUCUCAUCAAAAUUGAUGCUCUUGAAACGAAAAAUUACAUAGGGGACCGAAUCCCAAAAGCAUCAUUUACAAUAGCAUUUUCAUGAGAGUCGCAGAAUCGUCAGCUGUGCAAUCUCGAAAAGAAUAAUGAUACGGCCAUUUUUGGAAAAAGGUACAAACGUCGAAUGUGCUUUUGUUUUUUCGUUCUUAAUUUUUUUUUUGAACUGAUUAUUUCGAUGUAUUUUCGUGCAAAAAAAUUAUAGAAAACCACUUUGAACUCGAUUCAGCGCUGGCUGAUGAAUUCAAUAUUUUUCAAAAUUUGUUCACCAUUCGAAUUUGUGCACUUAUUCGAAUAUUGGAAAUUAAUAAAGAGAGUUCAAAGCA
Molecule: messenger RNA, 1670 nt
Organism: Venturia canescens
Lineage: Eukaryota; Metazoa; Arthropoda; Insecta; Hymenoptera; Ichneumonidae
Exons: 5
Coding region: 416-1084 (222 amino acids)
Source: RefSeq, a predicted model, not a curated record